This is a messenger RNA of Acanthosepion pharaonis, 642 nucleotides long. The record is from the annotation of a GenBank genome assembly. NCBI's taxonomy places the organism in Eukaryota, Metazoa, Mollusca, Cephalopoda, Sepiida, Sepiidae.
AUGUUUUUACUUCUUUCUUUUUACUCACCAGGAACGCGAGAAGCGGCCUUUGUUCACGCGAUUUCAGCGGCUGCCGUGGCGCAUGCCGUGACCCGAGCCUGUAGUAGCGGCAAAAUGGAACGGUGUGGCUGCGAUCGGACUGUUCACAAAAACGUCACCGUACAGAAUAGCUUCAUCUGGUCAGGUUGCUCAGACAAUGUUGCCUAUGGUGCAGCAUUUUCACAAAGAUUUGUGGACGCUCGCGAAAGGCGACGGAAAAUUAAUGGACGUGUACUCAUGAAUCUACACAAUAAUCAAGCAGGACGAAAUCUCUUCUUUCUUUCUUUCUUUCUUUCGUUGCUACUAGCUCUUCCUUCUUUCUUUUUUCUUUCUUUCUUUGCUACUAGUUGUUCUUUCUUUCUUUCUUUCUUUGCUACUAGCUCUUCUUUUUUCUUUCUUUCUUUCUUUCUUUCUUUCUUUAAUAGUCUUUCUUUUCUACUGCACCUUCUCUCUCUCUCUCACUCACUCAUUUACUUCGUCCGUGUGUAUGUACAUUUGCCUCCUUUGAAACAACGAAAAGGACCUUUCUAUCUAUCUAUCUAUCUAUCUAUCUAUCUAUCUGUCUGUCUGUCUGUCUGUCUGUCUAUGUAUGUAUGUAUCUAA